AUGGCCCCGCCGCUUUCGCACCCGAGAAAGUUCAAAGUUUACGUCCGAUGGAGGCCACUUAACAGUUCCGAGGGCGAGUCAGCUGAGAUCGAUCGAACCAUUGCCGUGAAUGAGGAUUCAUCCAGGUCGCUGGCGCUGAAGAGUCCUCUAGACGUACCACGGAACCGUUCAUGGAAAAGCGGUGCUUCCUCCUUCACGAACGUCUUUGAGGCUGGUUCAGGCAAUGAAUAUGUCUUUGAGCAUGUCGUGGCCCCGACUCUACCGCUGGUGCUCCAAGGUCAGACAUGCAAUUUCUUUGCUUACGGUCAUUCUGGCAGUGGGAAAACGCACACGAUCAUUGGCUACGACUAUGAGCGCGACGAGCACCUGGGUUUAUUCCUCAGAGCGGCACGGGAGCUUAUGAUGGAGCUUGAUACGCUGAACGCAAAGUUGGUGGGAGCGGAUAAGCAGAAUCAAGUACAGACUGCGAAGUUUGGUAUUGGUUUGCGGCUCUAUGAGCUUCGACGGAAGAGUGCUUUCGACCUUCUCAAUGGUCACAGUGAAUGCCACAUCCGUGAAGGUCCCGAUGGCCAGACUCAUAUUCGAGGCGAGACUGAAACUCUGGAAAAUGGUAAAGUCCGAGUCCGCCCGAUCGAAACGCGAGCUUGUUGGACGUUCGACGAGGUCCGUCAACACCUCCUUGAGGGACUACAAUUAAGGGCGACUGGCUCAUCGACCGUUCACGAUGAAAGCUCACGUACUCAUGCGGUGUUGGAGCUCGAAGUGGUAAACUCGGCCCUCCUUGAGGCCCGCAACAUAGUCAUCGAACGACAAUCCGAGCUAGUGCCGGUAGGUAAGAAGGCAACCGAUAUCUACCUGGAGGAAAUGUCUGGCGCCUACAUCAAAGAUGAAACAGGGAAGUACCAGCAAAACCCAGACUACACUCCGAACCAAGCUCGUAUCGAUGCAGCAGAGGAAGAGAAGCGGGACUUUGAAGAUCGUCUGGCCAAAGCUGAGGCCGACGUAUCUCUCCUCUCUAGUUCAAGUCCUCACCCAUGCCUCGGUGGCAGAUUCGUCUUUGUCGAUCUCGCAGGAUCCGAAUAUUUCGAUCAAGGGAAAGGCACAUCUACGUUGGGACCGAAACCGAGUCCCCAAGAACGACAGGAAGGCAGGCAAAUCAAUACAGAUCUUUUCGGGCUGAAGGAAGUCUUGAGAGCUCGGGCUGAAGGACAGGCACGAAUCCCGUUUCGCUCCUCACCUCUGACAAUGGCUCUCCGAGAGCAUUUUGUAGGUGAAGAUGGCUCGUCAGCUAUGGUUUUGACGGUCUCACCCUCGUCGGAUCAGUUCUCUGCGACCACGAAUACACUGAAAUAUGGCGAUCUUGUUGGCAUGGCGAGUGCCAGCGGUCCUAUCAGUGCAAAAAUCCCUGCUGUUGCUACGCAGAAGGCGGGAUAG
Messenger RNA from Exophiala bonariae, 1434 nucleotides. RefSeq lists its product as uncharacterized. Gene Ontology annotation, molecular function: ATP binding; microtubule motor activity; ATP hydrolysis activity. NCBI's taxonomy places the organism in Eukaryota, Fungi, Ascomycota, Eurotiomycetes, Chaetothyriales, Herpotrichiellaceae. Gene Ontology annotation, biological process: microtubule-based movement. The transcript has a single exon. Bases 1 to 1434 code for a protein of 477 amino acids. Gene Ontology annotation, cellular component: spindle; kinesin complex; microtubule. The record is from RefSeq and is a predicted model, not a curated record.